Molecule: messenger RNA, 621 nt
Organism: Beta vulgaris subsp. vulgaris (sugar beet)
Lineage: Eukaryota; Viridiplantae; Streptophyta; Magnoliopsida; Caryophyllales; Amaranthaceae
Product: cold-regulated 413 plasma membrane protein 2
Exons: 4
Coding region: 1-621 (206 amino acids)
Cellular component (GO): membrane
Source: RefSeq, a predicted model, not a curated record
AUGGUUAGAGGAAUUAAUGAUAAUUUGGCCAUGAAAACUGAGCAAAUGGCGUUGGCUAAUUUGAUAGAUUAUGAUAUGAAUGAACUUAAGAUCGCUUUGACAUCGCUAAUUCAUGAUGCUGCUAGACUCAAUGGUCACGGAGGAUUCGGAACUCAUUUUCUCAAAUGGCUUGCUUCAUUUGCUGCUAUUUAUUUGCUGAUCCUGGAUCGAACAAAUUGGAGAACAAACAUGCUAACAUCACUUUUAGUCCCUUACAUAUUCUUCAGCCUUCCCACAGGCAUCUUUCACCUUUUAAGGGGCGAAGUUGGUAAGUGGAUUGCUUUUAUCGCAGUUGUACUGAGGUUAUUUUUCCACCGCCAUUUCCCAGAUUGGUUGGAAAUGCCAGGAUGUUUGAUACUGUUGUUGGUGGUCGCUCCCAAUUUAUUUGCUUAUACAAUGAAGGAUGACUGGUUGGGGGUUGUAGUUUUGUUAAUCAUAGGGUGUUAUUUGCUACAAGAGCAUAUAAGAGCGACGGGUGGUCUCAGGAAUUCCUUCACUCAAACCCAUGGUAUUUCUAAUACAAUUGGGCUUCUCCUUCUAUUGGCUUACCCCAUUUGGUCGAUAUUCAUAUUCAUGAUGUAG